AUGGCCCAGGACAACAGCAACUCCACUAUGGAGAUGGGAACCAGUGACCAGGUCCUGGUGGCAACGAAACGUAAGAAGACUAUAGGAUACAUCAUCGGAACUAUCGCUAUGUUGGCCGUAGGAGGAGUGGUGAUAGCUCUUAUCGUAGUGCUAUCUCCUGAUAGUGCCGCCACCCCAACCCCUUCACCUAUCGUCUCGCCAACCACAGAUACAUCAGCAGGCUCAACGGAAGGCCCGACUUCUCCUCUAACUCCAUCAACAACAGGGCCUACUUCAACAACUUCAACAACUACGACUACAACAACGACGACAACAACAACGACGACUACAGAAUCUCCAAAUGAAGGUCCUGGACCACUGGAUUUGGAAGAUAUCAUUGAUGGAGUGUUCUCGCCACCGUCUUUCAACGCCACAUGGUCAACAGGUAGCGAACUGUUGUUCCGAAACGCCAAUGGCGACUUGGUGCUGUAUGACGUGGAUAGCGACAGCUCAAUGCCUAUAGUUUCCAACACAUCAAAGAUUUUGCAAGAAGCCAGCAGAGUAAUGCAGCUGUCUCCGGAUGGCAAUGAAGUUAUAUUAGCAUACAAUGUAGCACCGGUGUACAGAUACAGUUUCCUUGCCCGCUAUACUGCAGUGAACCUUGCAACCGGAGAAGAAGUGUCCAUCGCUCCUCCAGGCAUUGCCAGAGACCAGGCGUUCCUCCAAAACUUUGUAUGGGGACCCUCAGGAACAUCUUUGGCUUUCGUCUACCGGAACGAUAUCUACUACCAGGCUUCUGUAAGAGAUACUCCUCGUCGGAUCACGGAUGACGGUGUUUUGAAUAUCAAGUACCACGGUAUCCCCGAUUGGGUAUACGAAGAGGAAGUAUUUGGUUCGAGCAAUGCUAUAUGGUUCUCCAAAGAUAAUACCAAAAUGACGUACGUCACCUUCGACGAUACUAAUGUGGAAGUGAUGAGAGUCCCCCACUACGGUAUUCCCGGAGAUCCGGCCCAUCAAUACACUCGUCAUUCUCAGAUCCGGUACCCCAAGCCCGGCACUACCAACCCAACAGUAUGGGUAACUCUGUUGGAUUUGAACACGGGUGGUAAAAACGUGUAUAACGCCCCCACUGACAUAAAUCAGCCUAUUUUGAAGACGGUGAAGUUCAUAACUAACUCGGCGAUUGCCUUGGUGUGGACAAAUAGGGUGCAAACUUCUCUAAGGGUGCAACACUGCACGGCUGGUUCAGAUACUUGCGCAACGGUGUUCAAUUAUGCUGAGACCAACGGUUGGAUUGACAACAUUCCGUUCUUCUACAACGAUGCUGGAAAUUCUUUCAUCACUAUUCUGCCCCAAGCCGUCGAAGGUGUCCUGUUCAAGCAAAUUGUUCAAGUUACUGAAGGUGUUGCCGCUGCCAGAAAUCGCGUUAACAACCCUCACACAGUUCUUGAGAUCCUUGCCUGGGGUUCUGACGAUGUUAUCUGGUACAAAGCAACAAGCGUCAGUGAUUCUCGGGAACAGCACAUAUUCUCAGUGAACGCUCAAGGUGUCAUCUCCUGCUUCACUUGCAACAUUCGUCGGACGGACGGAGGUGAAUGCCUCUACAAUGAAGGCACAGUCAGCACCUCUGGAGACAGAAUCACCAUUAAUUGUGCCGGACCUGAUGUACCACAAAUCUUCAUCUACAAAACUAACGGCGAACUGGUGCGCGUUUGGGACGACGGUGCGGAUCUAUCAGCUCUCAUGGCUAACCACACGCUACCCGUGACUAUCCGAGCACAAAUACCUACGUCACUGGGUCAGACGACCUCUGAUAUCCACAUCCAGGCACCUGCCGACUAUGCUCUAAGAACUAACGUACCACUGCUCGUCUAUGUGUACGGUGGUCCCGACACGGCUCUGGUGACGAGGCAAUGGAGCCUUGACUGGGGCAGUUCUCUAGUCACUCGUUGGGGUAUUGCUGUAGCUCAUAUUGAUGGUAGAGGAUCCGGCUUGAGAGGAGUCGAAAACAUGUUCGCCUUGAACAGGAAACUCGGAACCGUUGAGGUUGAGGACCAGAUCGCUGGCGCAAAAUAUAUUCAAGACAAUUUCCCAUGGAUCGAUGCCAACCGGACCUGUAUCUGGGGUUGGUCUUACGGAGGCUAUGCGGCAAGUAAAGCACUGGCUGAAGGAGGCGAAGUCUUCAGAUGUGCUGCAGCCGUCGCUCCUGUGGUUGACUGGAGGUUCUAUGACACUAUCUACACCGAACGUUACAUGGGCCUUCCAAACCCGGAUGACAAUGCUGAGGGCUAUGCAACGUCCUCCCUUCUCACUGAUCAAGUGGCGGAGUCCCUUCAUGACAAGAGCUACUUCUUGAUCCAUGGCACAGCUGACGACAACGUGCACUAUCAACACGCCAUGUUGCUGUCUAGGCUGUUGCAGAGGCGAGAUGUCUACUUCACGCAAAUGAGCUACACAGAUGAAGACCACGGUCUGGUUGGUGUAAGGCCGCAUCUCUACCACGCAUUAGAGAAGUUCCUACAGGAAUAUAUGUUGUAA
Molecule: messenger RNA, 2517 nt
Organism: Spodoptera littoralis (African cotton leafworm)
Lineage: Eukaryota; Metazoa; Arthropoda; Insecta; Lepidoptera; Noctuidae
Source: the annotation of a GenBank genome assembly